Messenger RNA from Symbiodinium necroappetens, 852 nucleotides. Lineage: Eukaryota; Dinophyceae; Suessiales; Symbiodiniaceae. The record is from the annotation of a GenBank genome assembly.
AUGCUGCUGGGUUGCAUGGGCUUCAUGAUGGCCACCUUCUAUUUGGUAAAUUGGCCAGAUGAUGAUAUCCAGCAGAUCACCUGGGAGAUCAUAAGCUCCACAACCAGCAUUUUCGGAGCUUUGCUGAUGUUUCAGGGCUGCAAUCGCGUGGUUCACUACUACUUCCUCGAUCACGUCUCAAGCUGGCAUCAGCUGGUUGUGAACAUGCUGCACAUGAUGCUGUGGUUUUGUGUUCUUCAGCUCGUCUUGGCAUACUAUUCUGGAGCAGUGGGACAGCAGGAGGCUCCCGCCGCCAGGCGUGCAGCCUUGUCCCGAGCAAGCUGCGACAUCCCAAUGCACUCGGUGCACUUGGAGUGCGCGGAGAAGCAUUUGCAUCAGAUCCGGUUGAACACUCAUGCCUGGGCUGUUCUCCUGGGGCACAUCACUGGUUUUGCGGCCGUGAACGCCUGGAGCAGCGUGCAGCAAGCGAUGCCAAGGGCAUUUUGUCCUGCAGUUCCUGUGGCUGCCUACCUCGGGAUUUCUUAUAUCUACAGAACCACUGCACGCUGGCGCUAUGAGAGGACCAUGGCAGACGGCGAGGAGGACGAGUACGAAGAGAUCUGGGGGGAAUGCGUUGCAGAGACGGAAGAUGAAGUCAUCUCCUUGUCUGUGUCAUUCCUGAUUGCACAGGUGUUGCGUCUGUGCAUCACGGGCGAGCUGCCUGGCCUAUCAGGCGAGGAUCCGGAAGGCACAUGGCAUUCGACCGCGAACUGCGUUCUGCUGCUCUCAGUGGGCCUCGUCCUGGGCGUUAGCGAGCUGGCAAGACUGGCUUAUGCCAGGUCUCAUGGCAAAGCUGCGCCAAGCAGUCAUGAG